This is a messenger RNA of Leptosia nina, 387 nucleotides long. Lineage: Eukaryota; Metazoa; Arthropoda; Insecta; Lepidoptera; Pieridae. The record is from the annotation of a GenBank genome assembly.
AUGAAGAAGAUAAUAUUACUCUGUUUGGUUCUAUCAGUCACAACCUAUAUAGAAUGUGGCCUCAUCCGGGAUUUAUUUGAAAAACCGAUCGAUAAAUUUUACAAUAUGACUGAAAAAAUCCACAAGGCUAAAAUGGACGCGAUACACUCGCUGGACGAGAAAUUAGUGAAGGUUUCCCAUCGUGUCAAAAGUAUAUUUGGCGGGAAAGUGGAUGAUGGAGAAGAAAAGCAUAAUACUAUUGAUGACAAACAAUCAGAGAAAAUAAUUGACGAGAAAACUGUGGAAACAGCUGGAUGUCCAGAAGGUUCGCCAGGCGCUUUAAAUGGUUCGUGCUUACCAGAGGAAUAUAUACGAUUCGGUAAUGACAUUGAGGAAUUAAAAAGUUAA